AUGUCGAGCAAAGCAUCUCCAAAGAGGAGUAAGAAACCACGCGUAGAAGAUAUCGAUCCAGAUUUGCUUCCACCAGAGAUGACACACGUUGGACCUCAUGAUCCUGUUACAAAUUACUUUACUGAUGAUGAUCCAAAGUCUGUUUUAGAAAAAUUCGCUGAUUUUUACGAAAAGAGACCAAAGAUUGCAGUUAGAGAGCUCGUAAACGCAAUUGUCUUUAUUGCCGGCUCUAAGUAUGAAAUAACUGAAACCCAAUUUCUCAAGUCUCAAUACGAAAUAGUUAUGGAUGAGAUCGAAAAGACACUCCAAGACAACAACGAAGAGAGUGAAGUCUCUAAAACCCUUACAAAUUCAUCCUCAAAAUCUCAUGAUUUUUGGAUUGACCUUGGUAAUGCUUUAAUUGUAUGCAAAGGUCUCUUUAAAGACGAAUUUGAUACAUUCAAAUCAUGGUGCUUUAACUUCUGUGACUCAAAAAUCAGAGUUCUUCGUCAAUCAGCUACAGUUGCUGUUUUAGCACUUACAGAGUUCCUUGCUGACAGCAUGAGGAAUGCAGAUAGCAGUAUAGAAAAGCUCGAAAAGGAAUCAAACAAGUCUGCAGUAAAGAAGAGACAAUUAAAAGAUUUCCAAGAUGAAAAGAGCUCUGCUAAAGCACUCAUCAUGGAAUUCUUUACAACAGUCAUCAAGACUCGUAUACGCGAUACUAACAAUGAGCUUAGAAUCCUUUGCACAAAAGUUAUUUACGAUUUAUCUUCAAUUGUUCCAGAAUUCAGAGAUGACAACUUCAUGAAAUACAUCGGCACAAGCUUGCAAGAUGAUAAUGCCCGUGUUAAGAAGGAAGGCCUUAAACUUGCUAAAAAUUUACUUGAAAAAUGUGAUGAUGAGGAUGAAAUAAAGAAGAUUACGCCAUUCUUCAAGAGAAACAUCGGCAGCAUCAUUAGCCUAUGCGAUGAUAACGAUAAUGGCUUAGUUAUUCCAGCAUUUGAAUUAUUAACUCAAUUAUCAAACAAGAAAAUGCUCAGAGAUGCUGAAAAGGCCGAUGUUGUCUUCAAGAUUACAGCAGAUGAUAGUGCAAACGUUAGAAAUGCUGCCGCAAAGUUCUUUUCUCAAAUUCACUUUGCAGUUCCAAAGAAGAAAGGAAGUGCAAACCAAGAACUCUUUGAAGGACACAUUCGUAAGUUUGCAGAGCUUUGCUCCGACUUUUCUGUUCAUGCAAUUCAAAAUUCUGUUGAAGCCUUCUUUAAGACGAUGAAAGCUCUUCAGGAGUUUGAGCUCAUGGCACAAAUCAUUCUUUCCGAGGAUGACGAAGAUGAAGUCCCUAUUUUUGGUCACAUUUUGGCAGCCGCUGCAAAAUCUGCUGGAGAAAAGGAUCAUAAGUCAGUUCCAGACAUGACUGCUGCUAUUAUUGGUCAUUUCACAAGCAUCAUUGAUAAAUAUAACAAGAAUGAAGAGUUAAUUUCUGAAUUAAUCGAAUGUUCACAGUAUUUCGACUUAGGAUCGAUCGAAAAGGCUGCAGGAUCAAAGGUAUUCAAAGACUUUAUGAAAGCAUUCCAUAAUCUCUUCAUUAAAUCCGAUUCAAAGGUUAUUUAUAAUAAUAUUAUCAAAUCUCUUGUUAGAUGGUCUCAAAACGAAGACAUUCCAUCAAAGCUGAAGAAGGAAGUCGAUAACGAGAUCAAUAAUCUCAAGAAGGAGUUCAAGAACCCCAAGAAAGAUGCAGAAAAGUUCGCAAAACUUUUAGCAAUUGUCACUUUUUACGAUUUAAGUGGAGAUGAAGAAUUACGAGACAUGCUUAAGGAGUCAAUUGAUGUCUGUGAUGAAGACGCAUCUGCACUUGCCUUAGAAUGUCUUGAAAACAUUUUCAAAUGGGAUGUUAUGAGAAUUAAGAACGAUGAAGACCAGAAGAUGGAUUAUACACGCGAAUUCAACAGUUUCUUAUCACUCUUCUCAUUAAAACUUCAUAAUGAUGAUAUUGACGUGAAGGAAGCUGCAUUCAAAUGCUUAUCUACUUUAAUCUCACUUGCAAGACUAGCAGGACAGAAGCCAGUUGAUGAUACAACAGUUUCUAUCUUCUUCAAAGCCUUCCACGAGCUCAAAAACAAAGAAAUUCUCUUCCAAUGGUUUACACGUCCAUUAACAUGCGGCGCUGUUGAUUCUAAGUACGCUGUUCAUGUUCUCUGGUACACACAGGAUAACGCAUUGAAGGGAGAAGUCAAGAAUUUCAUGACAAAUGUUUCAGAUAUUUUCCCAGUUGACGGAACAGAGCUCGGAAACUUAGUACGAACUCUUAAAUACAACGAAAAUAAACUCAAAGCAGCCAUGAAGGUCAUUGCAAGAAAGAUUACUCCAAGAGGUGCAAUUGACUCAUGGUUGGACGAACCAGAUGACUCUUUGCUUCCUAUUUACGCUCCUGUUCUAGAGAUAAUUGACAGGAAUGACGCAGAGCUCCUUGAAGAUAGAGAUGGAAUUACUCCGCAGACAAAGGAAGUUCUUUCGAAGAGAGCUCACGGAAAGAAAUUGUCUGCAGCCGAUUUCGUCGUUAAAAGCAAAUCUAAGAAGUCAAAGUCUUCUUCUGAAGCUUCAUCUUCGUCAUCAUCUUCAUCUGCUUCUGCAUCAUCAGAUUCUUCAAGUGAUAAUGAAGAUUCUGAUUCCGAUGACAAGACUUCAUCAACAUCGUCAGAGAAAUCAAACAGUAGUGAUUCGAACCAAACAAGUGAUUAA
Molecule: messenger RNA, 2715 nt
Organism: Trichomonas vaginalis G3
Lineage: Eukaryota; Parabasalia; Trichomonadida; Trichomonadidae
Product: SCC3-like chromosomal segregation protein A
Exons: 1
Coding region: 1-2715 (904 amino acids)
Biological process (GO): sister chromatid cohesion
Cellular component (GO): nucleus; cohesin complex; chromatin
Molecular function (GO): chromatin binding
Source: RefSeq, a predicted model, not a curated record